UGUGUGAUGCUAAUUAAAAACGUCCUGUCUCAGUGGCUUUGUCUCAUAUAUAAGACCAACGGACUGACCGACUGAUAGAAGAAGACAGAGAGGCGACACACAGAGAAGGUGACCACUGACGCUCCUUUUGUCUAUCGCAGUUGUUGUUUGUUUCAGAUUCUGUUCAGGCAGAGUGUUGGAUGAAGAUGAUGAUGAAGAGGAUGAUGAUGAAAAUGUCACUGUGGUUUCUAUUUCUUGGCCUUGCCGUGACCAACACUGCUGCUGGGCCAGGCAGCUGUGUGGGUCGCUGUGGUGAGAAUUUCUCCAGAGGCCAGCAGUGUAAGUGCGACUUUGACUGCCAGCAACAUAACGAGUGCUGCCCAGACUUUCAGGCCAUUUGCACCAAUGCUCAGUCCUGUCAGGGUCGCUGUGGUGAGGCCUUCAGGCGCGGUCAGCUGUGUGACUGUGACCCACAGUGCAUCAGCCAUAGCACCUGCUGUCAAGACUACCAACUACACUGCUGUAAGGGCACAAUUACACAUUAUCAUAUAUAUUAUAUAUUUAACACAAAUUAGAUUUAAAUUAUAUACUAAACAUGAUUAUACACAAUGGCUAAUUGUGCCUUA
Molecule: messenger RNA, 605 nt
Organism: Scatophagus argus
Lineage: Eukaryota; Metazoa; Chordata; Actinopteri; Scatophagidae
Product: proteoglycan 4-like
Exons: 3
Coding region: 180-554 (124 amino acids)
Biological process (GO): immune response
Molecular function (GO): scavenger receptor activity; polysaccharide binding
Source: RefSeq, a predicted model, not a curated record